GUGAGCUAGAAAAAUCUCACCUCCACCCGUGGCAAACAUGGGGCAGAACUAGGCAGAAGGAGGGCGGCAGGGAAGGCUUCUUGGGGGCUAGACUCGCACUGUCCACAAAGCAGCAGGCUUGCUGGCCCCUUGCCAGAGGGAUUCCAGAGCUGACCCUGAACACUGCAUGAGCUGCUUUCAGCGGUGACCUGCAGAAGGCAGCCCGGGUGGUGCAACUCUCUGCCAGCCUCGGAUUUAUUGCCCGUGACUAGGCCCUACCUCGGUCAUUAAAACCAAAAGCAGUCGGAAUUUUCCCAGCACAUUCAGCAUGCUGCCGACUCGCUCCUCAGCCCUCUCAGGACACAUUAAGCUCUGGUUUCUGACCUUAGCUGUCCUUGUGGUCCUGGCUCAGACUUCCCCAGACGGGUGGCUGAAAACGUGCUUUUAUGGAAUGGGCAAAUGCAGACAUGAAUGCAGGUCAAGUGAGAAGAAGAAAGAGAGAUGUGGGGACUCCACUGUUUGCUGUCUCCCAAUAUCAAAGUCGAAACUAUCUCACUUGCCCCCAGGCAAAGAACCGGCAAAGAAGGGAGGGUCUUGCUAAGACCCAGGAAGACCCUGGUCAUCGGCCAGCCAAGGAGAGAUGCCAAAGAGAACCAGCUCUACUGAUAUUUGCACUUUGGAUUUUGUCCUCAGAAUUGUGAGAAAAUAAACUCAAGUCACCCA
Molecule: messenger RNA, 702 nt
Organism: Arvicola amphibius (Eurasian water vole)
Lineage: Eukaryota; Metazoa; Chordata; Mammalia; Rodentia; Cricetidae
Gene: Defb115
Product: defensin beta 115
Exons: 3
Coding region: 308-580 (90 amino acids)
Biological process (GO): innate immune response
Cellular component (GO): extracellular region
Source: RefSeq, a predicted model, not a curated record